AUGGCGGACCACGUCUACGGAACGCAAUCAGACGCCUACGCGGCCGAGCACGACCUCCACCACCGCAGCAUAGGAAAAGAGAGGAAAUUCAGCCUGACUGGGAAGCACUUGGGAGAAGAUGGAGGACGAGCCUCCGCCGACGACCUGCUCGAGGCUAUGGGCUACAAGAGCGAGUUGGUUCGCAGCCGGUCUACUCUCCAAGUCGCAUUUAUGUCCUUUGUCCUCGCCUCUAUCCCAUACGGCCUGGCAACGACCUUCUACUAUCCGCUGGUCGGAGGCGGGCCGACGAACAUCAUCUGGGGCUGGGUGGCCGUUUCGCUCAUCAUCCUCUGCGUAGCCGCAUCGUUGGGAGAGAUUACCAGCGUGUAUCCCACCUCCGGCGGCGUGUACUACCAGACCUUCAUGCUCUCUGCCCCGUCCUAUCGAAGAAUCGUAUCGUGGAUCUGCGGCUGGGCCUUCGUCGUGGGCAACAUCACCAUCACGCUGGCUGUCAACUUUGGAACGACUCUGUUCCUGACAGCCUGCAUCAAUGUCUUCGAAUCCGAGCCGGGCGUCGGCAUCUUCGCCGGUGAAACCUACCAAGUCUACCUCAUCUUCUUCGGCCUCACGAUCCUCUGCAACCUCGUGUCUGCGCUUGCCAACCGUUGGCUGCCCAUUCUGGAUACGUUUGCCAUCUUCUGGACUUUUGCUGGACUAAUCGCCAUUGUCGUGUGCGUGCUUGCUAUUGCGAAGAACGGCCGCCAUGACGCAUCUUAUGUGUUUGGCGAAUUCGACCCAAGCAACAGUGGAUGGCCUGCCGGCUGGUCAUUCUGCGUUGGACUCCUCCACGCCGCCUAUGCGACAUCAUCGACCGGAAUGAUCAUCUCAAUGUGCGAAGAGGUCCAGCAGCCGGCCACACAGGUCCCCAAAGCCAUGGUUGGCACCAUCGUCCUCAACACCAUUGCCGGGCUUGUCUUCCUCAUCCCCCUCGUCUUCGUCAUGCCCGACCAGGCAACGCUCGCCGCCCUUGCCUCUGGCCAACCCGUCCCCGUCAUCAUCAAAGACGCAAUUGGUUCAUCCGGCGGCGCCAUCGGUCUGCUAAUCCCUCUCCUCGUUCUCGCCGUCUUCUGCGGUAUUGGAUGCACAACUGCAGCCUCGCGUUGCACCUGGGCGUUCGCACGUGACGGCGCCAUCCCAGGAUCCAGGUGGUGGAAAACCGUGAACGUAAAGCUGGACGUCCCGCUCAACGCUAUGAUGCUUAGCAUGGUCGUGCAGCUUGUGCUUGGGCUUAUCUAUUUUGGUUCCACGGCGGCUUUCAAUGCCUUUUCCGGGGUUGGUGUCAUUUGCUUAACGAUGAGCUACGCGUGCCCGAUCGCAGUAUCGCUCCUCAAUGGACGAAGGCACAUCCGCGACGGUAAUUUCCAUCUUGGAAAGUUGGGCAUUUUCUGCAACUGCGUCGCACUUGCCUGGUCGCUCCUCGCCAUCCCGCUGUUCUGCAUGCCGACCGCCAUCCCCGUAACCCCACAAUACAUGAAUUACGCUUCGGUCGUCUUCUUCGCCUUCUUCGUCAUCUCUACCGCAUGGUACUUCAUCUGGGGCAAGAAGAACUACCGGGGCCCUCCGGUCCAAGAGGACGAAAUCCUAGAGGCCCGCAGGGCGAGCAUUACGUCCCACCACAGCGGAAAAUGA
Trematosphaeria pertusa is the source of this 1668-nucleotide messenger RNA. RefSeq names its product amino acid transporter. The record is from RefSeq and is a predicted model, not a curated record. Gene Ontology annotation, biological process: transmembrane transport; amino acid transport. Lineage: Eukaryota; Fungi; Ascomycota; Dothideomycetes; Pleosporales; Trematosphaeriaceae. Gene Ontology annotation, cellular component: membrane. Gene Ontology annotation, molecular function: transmembrane transporter activity. Bases 1 to 1668 code for a protein of 555 amino acids. The transcript has 4 exons.